This is a messenger RNA of Amphiprion ocellaris (clown anemonefish), 4000 nucleotides long. RefSeq names its product TLC domain-containing protein 2-like. The record is from RefSeq and is a predicted model, not a curated record. Gene Ontology annotation, cellular component: plasma membrane. NCBI's taxonomy places the organism in Eukaryota, Metazoa, Chordata, Actinopteri, Pomacentridae. Gene Ontology annotation, biological process: regulation of membrane lipid distribution; phospholipid homeostasis; membrane assembly. The transcript has 5 exons. Bases 2967 to 3716 code for a protein of 249 amino acids.
GGCAAUGGAGGAGGCCAUGGGUUCGGUCGGUUCCGCAUAGUAAGUGCAUUAAAGUCCUUUUAUUUGACGAUUUGACUGAGAGUGAAACACUACGGCUCAUCUAAGACAGUAUAAUAUCAUACGAGACGACUUUCUCGUCGAAAAAUGGUAAAUAACCUGCGCAAGGACAAGUACACGGGCAAGGUUUCUGCAAGCGGGACGAGUUCAGACACUUCUGACGUUAGCAGUUCCGCUAGCAUCACGGCCAGACCCGGGACUAACUCAGCUAGCAUGAGGUCCGACCACAAGGAGCAAACUAACAUGGAGGUUCUGAAAAUCGAGCUGCUGGCAUCUAUUAAAACUGAAAUGACUGUGCUCUUUCAAAGAGAAGUGACAAAGGUGAUUACAAAUGAGAUCGAAGGGGUUAAAUCGGAGCUACGAUCAGUUAAGUUGGAGUUAGCUAACAACACAGCAGCUCUUCGUUCGGAGUUGGAUACAGUCAAAACUACAGUUUCGGAUGUGGAGACAGGGUGGAUGUCCACGGGAAGCUGCUGGCCCACUUCACCACAACGGCUCAGCCAUUUUUAUCUUUCCCGACUACCCACCGAGUGUGACCCGAGCCAGGUCUGCCUUUAAUGAUGUCAAAAAGCUUCUUCGGGGACGAGAGGGAGUGCUACGGGCUCCUCUACCCAGCCCGGCUGCGGAUCACCCACAACGGCAAGGAAAAGAUCUUCGAGGACCCAGCGGACGCCACAACGUAUGUAGAGGAAAACAUGUGAGGAGAGACAAUAAUUACCGGUAAAAUUGCCCCGUUUUAUUUAGCAUAUUUACCAUUUCGAAUUGGUUAGUGUCUACAUGCAGUAUCGUUGCAGAAUGUUUGAACAUCUUACUAAGCUUAUGGCACUGGGACAUUGAUAUUUUAUAAUGGCCUCUCUCCUUUCAAACUUUUUUUGUGGGAUCACAUAUGUUUCAUUUGUUACACUCUCACCAAAAUAGAUAAAUAACGCCAUUAUUAUUUUUUAAAUUAUGUAUAUGAAUGCAUAUACAUGUGUAUAUAUAUGUAUAUGUGUACAUAUGUAUAUAUAUAUGUAUAUGUAUAGAGCAUUGCAACAAAAAGACUUUUAUCCAUAUUCAAGUUUUAUUUGGAGCUACCUGCCAAGCUAGAGUUCGUACAAACACGUAAUGUGUGGAUUUUGUUGGAAAGGGGUGUUUCAUCACCAUGUUCUUGCUGGUAACUUUUGGGAUUGGGUACCUGUUGCACCAAAACUAUCUUAUGCAUAAUGUCUGUGUAGGUUCUCAUUCAUCCAGGUCAUGGUUAUCCAAAGUUGUUUAAAUCAAUCCAACUGGACUUUAAGAAAGUUCCUUGAAGACGUUUCACCUCUCAUCCAAGAGGCUUCUUCAGUUCUGGUGGUUGAUGUUGCCUCAGCUUAUAACCUCUGUGAGGUGGGGUCAGUGUUAUUCACAUUCCGACGACCAUUGCCAAGACCCGUCUGGCUCCUCAAAGAUGGUUGUUGGGAGCCAGGGAGUGAUAAUAGGGGUGGCUGAAAUGCGAGUUUCACUGAGCCCUCGUAUGCUAAUGGCGGUCAUUGGCAUGAGCAACUUCACAUGAGUCAUUCUGCUGAAUAGUUCUUUUGGGGAGUUUUGAAAGGACCUGAUUGUAAAUCGGCGAAAGAUGAUGUCGCAGACCCCCCCCCCCCGUUCAGAGAUGGCUUCUCCACUUUGACAUGGAUGGCUUCUUUCACACCUCUCUCAAAUCAUCUGUCCUCCCUGUCCAAAAUCUGAACAUUGGUGUCCUGAAAUGUGUCCCUCUUCCUUGAGGUGAAGGAAGACUGCCAAAUCCUGUCCUAAGGAAUUGGCUCUUCUGUGUUUGGCUCAACACAGCAGUCUUCCUUCACCUCAAGGAAGAGGGACACUCAUUUCCUAUUAUUCUCGCUAGUUAUAGAGACCCUAGCGGAAGCAAUACGUAGUGAUGCUUCAGUGAAGGGUGUACGAAGAGGCGUUUCUGAACAUAAAGUGUCCCUUUAUGCGGAUGACACUCUUCUAUAUGUGUCUGAGCCACUUCAGAGCCUGCCAAGAUUACUUGGCCUUUUGGAGGAUUUGGGGAAAAUAUCAGGUUAUAAGGUAAACAUGCAGAAGAGCGAGCUUAUGCCCAUAAACUCUACACCCCAACAUGGUAUGCUAGGUUCACUCCCAUUCAAAUUAAGUAAAGAUACAUUUAAAUACACUCCUUGCUAUGUUCAGGGUUACCUCUGUCUCAACCAUUAUGCAAAUUUUCCACAAACCCAGUUGUUAAGCAUUCAUUCAAGAUUUGGGCACAAUUCAGGAGAGGUUUUGGUCUAAAUGAUUUGUCAACUCGUGCUCCUAUUGUAAAAAAUCAUAUGUUUGUUCCUUCCAUGAUUGAUGAUUCCUGUGAAUCACUGAAAGACAUGUUUGUUGAAGGACUGUUUGCUUCGUUCCAACUGAAAACGAACUUUCAGGCUCCUGAUCCUCAUUUCUUCAGGUAUCUUCAGCUACGCAGUUUUGUAUCAACCUCGUUCAACCAUUUUCUUUUUUUUAAAAAUAUGAUGCGUUUUUAUAGAUUAAACUAGCCACCAGUAUGGAGCUUAAACAAUAAGCUAUUCAUAUUCAUUUCCAGGUAGAAAUAUAAAAUGGGAAUUUGCUGGCAAAAUACCAUAAUAUGAUGUUCACUAUGCGACAUAUAGAUAGAACAGAUCUUUGCCAAGGAGGGAAUCAUGUCAUUAUAUCAUGUCAUGGUGUGGCCACAACCUUUCACCUGUUAUCAGGGAUUAGUUUAUUACCUCAGGAGAGUGGAUGGAUGUGUGUUAGAGGGCAGGGACAGCAUACACACAUAGUAUUUGUUAAAGAGCAGAUUGAUUGUCAUUGUCUCCUCUCUCAAAGUGUACUUCAGUCAAAGUGUGUGCAGAAUUCAGGUGCACAUAAGAUCUGAAGUGAACUCGGGGCACCAGGCUCUGAGCCAGAAUCUAGUUAUGGAUCUGAGAUCAACACUUCUGCUCAUUGGAGGAUCCGCCUGCUCUUUCAAACUGCUCAACACAGCUGUGGGAUUCCUGCCAACACCAGAACCAUCGCGCACAAAAGCAUGGAAGUGGAGGAAUAUCAGCACUUCUUUAACUCACAGCUCGCUGACAGGAGCAGGAGCGGUUUUAUGUUUCUACCUUCAGCCUCACAUUGCAGAGGACCUGAUCUCCUCCUGCUCCCUGCUGUCCCACAGCCUUGUAGCUGCUUCCACAGGUUAUUUCAUCCACGACUUCUUGGACAUGGCCCUGAACCAGCCACUUAAAAAGUCCUGGGAACUGCUCCUGCACCAUUCUGUGGUGAUCUCCUGCUUCAGUUUGGCUGCAGCGUCCCGCCUCUAUGUGGGCUUCGCUCUGGUGUCUCUGCUGGUGGAGAUCAACUCUGUCUUCCUUCAUACCAGACAGCUUCUCCUUCUGUCAGGACGGAGGAACAGAUCAGGACCUGAAAUCCUGUCUCCUCGACUGUCUCUCGCCUUCAGCAUCACCAGCUGGCUCAACCUGGGAACGUUUUUGGUGUUUCGUGGCUUCACUCUGUGCUGGAUGAGCCGCUGGCUGGCAUGUCACAGCGAACAUAUGCCUCGUUACGUCCUGAUGAUGGGCACAGCCGGACUCACUCUGAUCUCCAUCAUGAACGCUGUGUUGUUUUACAAACUGCUCAGAGCAGACAUCCUCAAGAACACAAGCAAAUCCAGCAACAACCACUAGAGGGAGCCAAGUCUGUUCUUUACUCCACAUAUACAUUUCAUUCUGUUUCCUACCUCAUAACUUGGUCUUAUGGCGCGAUUUAUGGUCUUUGGUUGUAACUUAUAGUUUGUUAUUUUAUAUGGAAAGCAAAGAUUGAGCAAACAUUUUCAUAUAUAUAUAUUUUGUUGGCCAUCAAGCACCAAAAUACCUUCUAAGCCGCUUUUUGAAAUAUAUUUAAUUACAUUUUUUUUUAACCUUUUCUGCUUGUGAACCCUUAAAAUGAAUAAAAACAGCAGAUAUAGGUG